Alternaria arborescens is the source of this 1536-nucleotide messenger RNA. Its product is annotated as 60S ribosomal export protein. NCBI's taxonomy places the organism in Eukaryota, Fungi, Ascomycota, Dothideomycetes, Pleosporales, Pleosporaceae. The transcript has a single exon. Gene Ontology annotation, cellular component: nucleus; cytoplasm. Gene Ontology annotation, molecular function: ribosomal large subunit binding. Gene Ontology annotation, biological process: ribosomal large subunit export from nucleus. The coding region runs from base 1 to 1536 and encodes 511 amino acids. The record is from RefSeq and is a predicted model, not a curated record.
AUGGAUGGCCAGCGCUCUUUUGCGCCUGAGCCCAAGAACGCCGCAACCAUUCUCUGCGCAGACUGCGGCGCGCCUGUUGACGGCACCCUCUCUGGUGCCUUCUGCUACGACUGCAUAAAACUGAAGACGGACGUUACCGGCGGCAUCCCGCGCGAAGCCAUUCUGCUCAUGUGCCGCGACUGUGACCGAUGGCUCUCCCCUCCCACGACCUGGGUCGUCGCCCACCCCGAAUCGCGCGAACUGCUCGCUCUCUGCCUGCGAAAACUGCGCGGACUCAACAAGCUGAGAAUCAUCGACGCCAGCUUCAUCUGGACCGAGCCGCACAGCAGGAGGAUAAAGGUCAAGAUCACGGUGCAGUCGGAGAUCAACGAGGGCGCCAUCAUGCAGCAGAGCUUCGAGGUCGAGUUCACACAAAACUACAACCAAUGUCCAGACUGCGCCAAGAGCUACACCCACAACACAUGGAGGGCGUCGGUACAAGUCCGACAGAAGGUGCCGCACAAGAGGACGUUCCUGUACCUGGAACAGCUGAUUCUGAAGCAUGGCGCCCACAAGGACACAAUCAACAUCAAGGAAGUCCACGACGGUAUCGACUUCUUCUUUGCCCAGAGGAACCACGCCGUGGCCUUCUGCGACUUCCUCAAGGCCGUCAUCCCCGUCAACAUCAAGCGAUCCGAAGAGCUCAUCUCGCACGAUAUCCACACCUCGACAAAGAACUACAAGUUCUCCUUCUCGUGCGAGAUUGUGCCCAUCUGCAAAGACGAUCUUGUCGUCCUUCCUAUCCCGCUCGCAAAGAAGCUCGGCAACGUCUCACCCCUCACACUCUGCACCCGCAUCGGUACCUCAGUACAACUACUUGACCCAUCGACGCUCCAGACAGCCGAUGUCGCCACCGACAUCUACUGGCGAACGCCUUUCCGACCCCUCGCCGACGUACAGGAACUGACCGAGUUUAUUGUUCUCGACAUCGAGCCUCUAGGUAAGCAGGUCGGCCGCCAUUUUCUCGCCGAGGCCACCGUAGCCCGCGCCUCAGACAUGGGCGUCAAUGACACAACAUACUACUGCCGCACACACCUCGGUGGAAUCCUACACGUGGGCGACUCGGUAAUGGGUUACUUGCUUGCCAACACAAACUUUAAUAACGAGCUUUUCGACGUCCUCGAAUCCAACAACAAGUACUCAUCCGCCAUUCCUGACGUCAUGCUUGUCAAGAAGUACUACCAGCGCUCCAAGAAGAACAAGAACAAGCGCAACUGGCGCGUCAAGCGUAUGAACAGGGAGGAAGGCGAGAUGCUGCCUCGCAAGCAAGACCAAGAAAAGAUGGAGCGCGACUUUGAGAUGUUCUUGCAGGACGUUGAAGAGGACCAGGACCUGCGCGCGACCAUGGCACUAUACAAGGCGCAACAGGAGCAGAAGCAGCGCGAUGCGGAUGCUAUGGAGACGGAGAGUAGCCUUGGCGAUGAUGAAGAUGAAGGCCUGCAGAUCCCUAUGGAGCAGCUGCUGGAUGAUUUCGAGGAGAUGAAGAUGGAGGACUAG